Messenger RNA from Python bivittatus (Burmese python), 2829 nucleotides. The record is from RefSeq and is a predicted model, not a curated record. NCBI's taxonomy places the organism in Eukaryota, Metazoa, Chordata, Lepidosauria, Squamata, Pythonidae.
AAACGUUGCUGGAUUUGAAAGGAACAGUGACUCAAAAUGUCUUCAACUGCUUCUCGCAGAGCCCCAACCACUGUAACGGCAAGCCAUUUCCAGCGGAAUUGGAGCCUGCUAAUGGCUACCCGAGGCUCACGUCCGAUCCUUUGGUGCUGAAGCUGCCGGCGGAAGAUGUGACGGCACUGCGACUCCUGGACGAGACCCCCUUGCACCACUCAGCCUACAUCCCUGUGCCCCAGCAGAGAAAACCGACGGAGAAGGCGGGGAUCGAUGAAGUCAUGGCGGCGGAAGUCCUCACCAGCCUGUCCACAAGCCCCGUCGUGCUGAAUCAUCACCCCAAUGGCUUCAGUGCAGAAGUGAACUGUGACGGGUGGAAAGACGCUCCUGUGAGGUCUUCCAGCUGCAGCAGCAGCAACCACAGUGGAGACGGGAGCUGGGAUCCCCCGAGCGACCUGUCCACCCCCUCCACCCCUUCGCCGCCCUUGACCGCCGACAUCACGACCAGCAUCCUGUCUUCCCUGCAGUCCGACCUGGAGGAAACAGAAGCCACCCAGUUUCUCUUUGGGGAUCCUGUCCCCAGGAAGAGGAAGAACUCCACGAAGGUGAUGUUCAAGUGUUUGUGGAAGAGCUGUGGGAAGGUGCUGAGCAGUUCCUCUGGGAUGCAGAAGCACAUCCGAGCCAUCCACCUGGGGAGGAAGGCUGACCUGGAUCAGAGUGAUGGAGAGGAAGAUUUUUACUACACCGAGCUGGACGUCAAUGUGGAUUCCUUGACCGACGGUCUCUCCAGCCUGACCCCUGUCUCCCCUACCUCCCCUGUGCCCCCUCCCUUUCCUGUCCUGGAGGAGGUCCAGAAAACGCCACCGAUUCCACUCAACCCCAAGGUUUCCGUGGUGUCUCAUCUGAGCCAGUCGACCCCCAUGAACCUCCUGAGCCAGUCGGCCCCCACAAGUCUGUGCCACAUCCAAACCGACCAUGCGUAUCAGGCGAUGGGUCCUACCGGGGUGCUGGCAGAUCUGAAGGCUCCACCAGCUGGGAUGGAAAUCAGCAUAUCGUGGCAACAGCCAGCCCUUUUCCCACCCCCUCUGCCCCCUGUCCUCUUCAAAAGCCCCUCGGGCUGCCUGACUCCCAUCCGACCCGCUGAUUCGGGAGAGAAGCGCCUGCAAGGCCCUCCUGUGUCAAUUGCCAAAGGACAACCAUUAAUGCCCUCUUCCAUGCCAAAGCCUGCAACAGGCACCAGGAAGCCACGUGGCGAGGCCAAGAAAUGCCGCAAAGUCUACGGGAUGGAGAACCGCAACAUGUGGUGCACGGCCUGUCGCUGGAAGAAAGCAUGCCAGCGGUUUGUCGACUGAGCGAGCUUCAGGAGGCCAGCCGCCUGCCCUCUGCCUGCGUUGCGCGAUUUGCACUUCUGUGCCUUCCAGCCUGAUCUCCUAACUGUCCGCCCCCUCCCCGCCAACCCCACCCUCCUCCAAGGUGGGGGCUGCCCUCUGUGCCUUGGCUCAGGAAACAGGAGUCUCUGGGAUGGAUAGAGUCGGUGGACCCUUUGCAAAAGGAAGGCAAGGUCCCUCGCCCUUCCCUGCAGGAAGCAGCGCCACCCGGGGCCUUCUGGGACCUCUCGGGCCUCUCUCUUCACCCUGGGAUAGCCGCCAACCCAGCCUCCGUUGGAUUUACCUGCAUCCACACAUGUGAAAAUUAAGCCAUUGCCUGUCUUUCUGUGGGUGCUUCCCCCCCCCGAAAUAAGCUAUUUCUCCCCCCACCCCCUUUCCUUUACCUCUUGCUUUGAGAUCCAAAGAGCUCUUCGGAGCUGAGAUGUGAAGCGGUGGCAGAUUUUCCUCCUCUGGGAUGGGAGAGCCGAGGCCGAUGGACAACACUUUUUUGAUACCUGUCCUGUAAUUUUCCCUCCCACUGUAAGCUUUGGUGUUGAGGACUUAAGAGCAGAAGACAAAGAAGGCAUUGGAAGAAAUGGAAAGCUGUCUUGGCUUCGUCUUUCGUUCGUUUCCUUCACUCAUUUUCAAUUGCUGGCUGCAGCAGGCUUCUCCAGAAAUGGACCCUUUUUUUUUUUUUUCUUGAUCUAGGUCUCAGUUUGGAAGCUGGAGAUCCAGUCUAAGAUGUGGAUAUGACUGAAGGGGGAGAAAAAGAAGCUGUUGAAUGUCAGUGGAACCUGAAAAGUCUUUUUGCUUUCUGUCUCUUUUUUUUCUUGGGGAGUUUUCUGCUUCUUUAAUUCCCGCCCCCCCAUAUUCCCUCCCCCAUGGUGCCUGCAGAAAAAGGCUCUAUUAUAGGAAAUGUUCAUACUUGGCAGUCUGGCUUAAGAACAGUCCCAUGGUGAAUGAAAAUGUUAAGUCUCUUGCAAAGAAUAAGCUAUGCGCUAGAAAUGUAGCCUGAUCUUUUUUCCAAUGACCUCGACUGAAUUUGCAUCGAAGCUCACUCUGACAGCACAGAGAAAUGCUUCCAUUUGCCAAUUUCCCGUAGCGUGCAAUCCCAGUUUUUUAACAUUUUACACACUGGGUGGGAAUGCGGAAAUGGUCCUGCCGGCUGUCCCAGGUUUCCCCUCGAUGCUGGAUCUGAAUAGCGAAGCUGAUAGAGCGGUGGUAAGAUUUUCCUCCCUGCUCUUGCAUUCCUCUCAAAAAAAUUCCAGCUCAAAAAUGAAUUUUGGAAUCAGGAGCAGGAUUGGUGUCUCCUGUCUGCAUUGGUGGCGAUUUGAGGUUUUUGGAGGGGCUGUUUCAGAAUCCGGCAGCAGAUUGAUGGUUUAAAACUUAAAACUCACCAGACGGUGGCACUGUGAGAUCUGUAGGACUUUCUCUAGCCCAGUGUUGUCCAAACUUGGCCGCUUUAAGAUGA